This is a messenger RNA of Mycena citricolor, 2384 nucleotides long. The record is from the annotation of a GenBank genome assembly. Lineage: Eukaryota; Fungi; Basidiomycota; Agaricomycetes; Agaricales; Mycenaceae.
GAUCAGGCGCGUUGUUGAUCGUUUCAACUGCACUCCGAUUUGAGCUAGAACUAGCUAUCCAAUGGUUGACUCGAAGAUGCUUUCCAGGGUCGCUGGGCCCAUGGUCAAUCAAUCCGACCUCCCAUUUCGGACUCUCGUGCAGCGUUACAACACGACCCUAGUCUACACGCAGAUGCUCAAGCCUGACCGCCUUUUAAACGAACGCGACUAUCUGGAUUUUCAUUUGCGGGAUCUGUCACUCCUCCCUGCCACUGAAGAGCAUCCCGUGGUGAUACAAAUUUGCGGCAACGAUCCUCAGCAGAUCGUUGAUGCGGGGCGGAAAGUGCAGAACUAUUGCCAAGGAAUCGAUCUGAAUUUGGGGUGUCCGCAACAGUCCGCUAUGGACGAACAUUUCGGAGCGUACCUGCUCAGCCCACGGGAUUGGCCCCUGGUGGAAAACAUCGUUUUGCUUCACAGUUUCGUGUAUGGCUCAUUCUUUCACCGUUCCAGUCUCCGCCAAACUGCGACUGUGCCAGCCAGCUACGAAGACGCGCGAAUUGGCUCAGCGACUGGAAGCGAGCGGCGUGUCUUGGCUCACUUUGCAUGCCCGCACGGUCUCUGCGAGACACAGACGCCACGGUCCAGCUGAUCUCGCUCAGGUCAAGAUUCUGAAAGACGUUCUUCGAGUCCCGGUCGUCAGCAAUGGGAACGUUCGUACUUGGGACUGUCUUCGUCGAAAUUUGGAUGAAACUGGAGCUGAUGGGCUUAUGGUUGCAGAAACUCUGCUGGGCAAUCCGUGUCUGUUCUCAGAUAAUCAUCUUCUACCUGAUCCCGUUGUGAUUUCUCUCGAGUACCUUGCGCUCUGCAAGGAACUGGAAACGGCUACGCUCCCCACAAUCGCUGCACAUGUCAAGAAUAUCUUCGGGUUCCAAUGUGAUCGGAAACCUUGGUACAACGCCUUCAAAUCUUUGUUGGAAAAAUGCACAGAUCUGGCUGAGAUCGAGGCCUUGCUACAGGGACAGGUUGGACGAUGGAGACGCGGGUCCGAGCCAUCGAGUGUACCAAUCGCUGCGGAGCCAGAUUCAGCAUCUGAUGGUAUCGAAGAUUUGUUCUUAUAACGUCUGGUUUAGUUUGUUUUGAAGCGUUACCGAUGUACCCACACAACUGGCUCAACUUGGCUCAACUUGCUUCUAACCAGCUCGACCAUGGCUUAUGUGGACGGUGAUCGCUUGCGAGCGGCUAAUGUAGCGCUGCCCAGGAGAGACUUGCCGUCUCACACUUUCCCCUUCAGCGUCUGCUGUUCCAUCAUUUCGAGUUGGUCGCCUCUCACUGGGGACGGCCAAGCGCACUGGAAAGGUUGCCAUAGGGUGAACCAGGACAAAAAUCAGCAUUGAAUGUUGUUCUCGUUGGACACGUUGUCUUUCGCUGCCCCAGGCACGAACGGAGCUCGCGUUCGGACCCAGAAGAGAUCGAGGCGACGGUGUACCUCUUUCUCAGCCGUGGCCGACACGAAGUAGUACGCCGGCGCCAACGAGCAAAUUUUCGGCAAUAUGGACUGAAAGGCCAAGGGCGUGUUGAUGGAAACCAAGCUCUUCUCUGUGCCGCCCGAACUGGGGCUCAAGCACAUCGGCGAUCAUUCGCCUGAGAGCAUCCGCAAGUUCUGCCAGAUGUCGCUCGACGCUCUCAAGACUGAACAGGUCGAGAUGUGGUAUCUGCACGGCCCUGACCACCGCAACUCUUUCGAAGAUUCGCUUCGCGCGGUCAACGAACUCUACAAGGAGGAGAAAUUCAAACGCCUAGGCAUCAGCAACUACACUGCCUGGGGGGUUGCCGAGAUCGUCGGGAUCUGCGAACGGCAUGGAUGGGUGAAGCCUACGGCAUACGAAGGACUUUACAACGCGAUCCACCGGGCGGCGGAGCCAGAACUGUUUCCCUGUCUUCGCAAGUUUGGGAUUGCGUUCUACGAAUAUAACCCACGUCAGUAUGACGUCUUGGCGGAGGCUUCUUCACUGGGCGUUACACCGGCGCAGACAGUGGAGCGGACCCUGGGUCUCGCUUCGACAGCAGCCAUGCAGCUGGCACGGCAAGUCAUGUACCGGAAGCGCUACUGGAAUGACAGCUACUUUGAAGCACUUGCCGAGAUCAAACGGGUUGGCGAGAAACAUGGGCUCACGUUGCCCGAGAUUGCGCUGCGCUGGAUUAAUCACCACUCUCUCAUGAAAAGGGAGCACGGUGACUCGAUCCUCAUCGGUGCUUCUCGGAAGUCGCAUCUAGAACAGAAUCUCGUCGAUCUUGAGAAGGGACCCUUGCCAGAGGAAGUGGUCAAGGUGCUGGACGACAUGUGGGAUACGAAGCUCAAAGGUGUUUGCUCAAGCUAUGCAUUCCAAAUAACAUCAAAGAUAUAA